This is a messenger RNA of Pelagomonas calceolata, 1350 nucleotides long. The record is from the annotation of a GenBank genome assembly. NCBI's taxonomy places the organism in Eukaryota, Pelagophyceae, Pelagomonadales, Pelagomonadaceae.
AUGAAGCAGUUCGACAAACAGUUUGCAGCGAGAUGGGUCGACAACUUCUCCGCAGCCUUCGGAGCAGAAGAUUGGGCGGCGACCAACAAGAUGUUGAGCGACAUGUCUGGUUGGGGCCAGCAAAUUUAUGCCGAUCACAUAAACGCGUCCGAGGCUCUAGACGUGAUUAUCAUUGGCUUGAACCGCUUGAACGUCGCCGUCCCGGCUGGUGUGAAAGUGGCGCGCGAUGCAUUCACUGGGAUCGACUGGCGCGUCGCGACUAUCAGGCAGGCAUCAGUGGCGCCGUCCCUCUCGCGCCGCACCCGCUUGAUCAUCAUAGGCGGCGCCGCCGUCGCGGUCGCGGCGUAUGUCUACCACCGGCGCCGCCGCGCGGCCAAGCGCGCCGAUCUGGAGGCAGUGAAAAGUCUCCUGGCGGGCGGCGAUUCGGCCGUGAGCCUCGACGACGCGGCGGUGACGCCGCAGCGUCGAACGCCGCAGUCGCGGCCUUCGGCCAAGGAGCGGUCCAAGGUGAUGGAGCGGAACAAGAAGCUGCAGGCGCAGAAGCGCGCGGCCGAGCAGGCGCGCGACGCGGCGACGGCCGACGCGGCGCGGGCCCGGGCAGACAACGACCGGCUCAGGGCGGAAAAUGCGCGCCUCGCCUCAAACGCGACGGCGGGCGACGAGCGCGACGCGGCGCGGGCGGAGAGCGAGCGACUCCGGACGGAGGUUGAUAGACUGGGCGCUGAUAUCGCACGCCUUUCUGAAAACGCCGACCAGGCGAGGGUGCGGAUGCAGCGCGCCGACGAAGAGGCCAUCGCCGACCUUCGACGCGAAAACGACGCCUUGCUCGCAGCGAAAGCGGAGCUCGAGAAGCACUCGUGGGACGUUGCACAGAUCGAGAGUGAAAGGGCGGAAAAUUUGGCUAAAGUCAUCGCUCGUGAUGUGCAAAUCGAGCGUCUCCAGGCGGACAAUGCUUCCCUCGUGAUCGAGGCACGCACUCUCGCGGCCGAGCGGGACCUCCUGCACAGGGAGAAUACCUCGCUACUCGCCGAACGCGACGCCCUCGAAGAGAGCGCGCGGCUCGUGCCGGCACCGUCGGCCGGCGACCUGGCCGCGCUGUCUGAUGAGGCGCUCGCGGCCUUCUCCGCUGAGGCCGCGGCUUUGUCGCACGCGCUCGUGAGCGAAGACGCGCGCCGCGCGGCCAUCGCCACGACGUCGACGAACGAGUGCGUCGUUUGCCACGAGCGACCGCUCGAGGUCGCGUUCGGCUGCGGCCAUUUCUGCGCCUGCGACGCCUGCGCGCGCGGGCUCAGCAAGUGCCCAAUCUGUCGCGCGCCCGUGACGGAGCGGCGGCGCAUCUAUGCGUCGUAG